AUGUCGAACCGCGCGUUUGAUACAUCAAGGCUAGGCGCCGGCUAUGGCUUUGAGAGUUUCCCUCAGAAAAAGCUGGAAAUGCCACCGACCUGGGCGAUUCUUGUGGGAUUGAGCUUCUUGGUGGGCGCAUUGUUAUUCUGGACAUACAUUGCUCUCACGCUAUUCGCACCCUCUCCUCGACAGCCUCGGCCAUCCGAAAAGCAGUACAUAACAGUACUACCGGACGGCACUCGAAGCCUACCAAAGCAGCUACCAUGUUGGCUCGAUAAGUGGGCAGCAGAGAAGGAAUUGGCAAAGAAGGAAGCUGCGAAGGCACCAGGAACUAAAGUUGUGAUACCACCGCAGAUGCCAAUUGAGGAGGCGGAGCUGUUCAUGACCGUUGUAGUGCCUGCUUACAACGAGGAGGAACGUAUGAGUGGCAUGCUAGAAGAGGCAGUGGACUACCUCCAGAGCCAAUAUGGCUCGGCACAUGAUGGUGAAAAAGGCAUCGGUACAGAGAAGGGCUGGGAGAUCUUGAUCGUCAGCGAUGGUAGCACAGACGGGACGGUCGACAAGGCGCUGGAGUUUGCCAAAGAACACCAAUUGAGUGAACAUCCCGUACCAGUCGCUGGACCAUGGACCAAAAACGGCACCGAAACGACGCUUCCUUCUACGCAUAUACCGCACGGUAGCAUCCGUAUUAUUACCCUGGAGGUGAACCGAGGCAAGGGUGGUGCGGUGACACAUGGCAUGAGGCACGCCAGAGGCCAAUACAUUGUGUUCGCAGAUGCAGAUGGCGCAAGUCGAUUCAGCGAUCUCGGCAAGUUAGUCGAAGGGUGUAAGAAGAUCGAGGACAUUGAUGGACGAGGUGUCGCAAUUGGCAGCCGAUCUCAUCUCGUUGGCAGCGAAGCUGUUGUCAAGCGCUCCAAGCUCCGUAACUUUCUCAUGUACUCCUUCCACCUACUGCUCCGCGUCAUGACCCCAGCAGCAACUGCGCGCAUCAAAGACACCCAGUGCGGCUUCAAGCUUUUCUCCCGGCCUUCUUUGCCUUACAUCGUACCCUAUAUGCACUCCGAAGGCUGGAUCUUCGAUGUCGAGAUGCUCAUGUUGGCCGAGAGCGCCGACAUCGCCAUGAUCGAAGUUGCUAUUGGGUGGAAAGAGGUUAUGGGAAGCAAGCUCAACGUUAUCUGGGAUAGCAUCGGUAUGGCUUGGGGAUUGGCGCUUCUGAGAGUGUGCUGGCUUAUAGGAAUAUGGCAGAGGGACUAG
This is a messenger RNA of Ascochyta rabiei, 1245 nucleotides long. RefSeq names its product Dolichyl-phosphate beta-glucosyltransferase. The record is from RefSeq and is a predicted model, not a curated record. NCBI's taxonomy places the organism in Eukaryota, Fungi, Ascomycota, Dothideomycetes, Pleosporales, Didymellaceae. Bases 1 to 1245 code for a protein of 414 amino acids. Gene Ontology annotation, cellular component: endoplasmic reticulum membrane. The transcript has 3 exons.